Messenger RNA from Fusarium oxysporum Fo47, 1365 nucleotides. Its product is annotated as glycoside hydrolase superfamily. The transcript has 3 exons. Lineage: Eukaryota; Fungi; Ascomycota; Sordariomycetes; Hypocreales; Nectriaceae. The coding region runs from base 1 to 1365 and encodes 454 amino acids. The record is from RefSeq and is a predicted model, not a curated record.
AUGCAGCCCGCCACUGUCACCACUGUGGUGCUGGCUCUAGUCACCAACGUCGCUGCACAGGCACAAGGCACAGCAAUUGUCGACCUCGCCAAGAACCAUGGACCAGCACAGGCUCUCGGAUCAGGUUUCAUCUACGGCUGGCCUGAUAACGGAACAAGCGUCGACACCUCGAUCCCAGAUUACUUGGUGACUGGCAUCAAGUUCAACGCAAAUCGCGGCGGCGGUGCUCAGAUCCCAUCGUUAGGUUGGGCUCGAGGAGGCUAUGAAGGGUACCUCGGCCGCUUCAACUCAACUUUAUCCAACUACCGCACCACGCGCAAUUACAACGCCGAGUUUAUCUUGUUGCCUCACGACCUUUGGGGUGCAGAUGGCGGACAGGGCUCAAGCUCUCCGUUUCCUGGUGAUAAUGGUAAUUGGACAGAGAUGGAGCUAUUCUGGAAUCAGCUCGUAUCCGACUUGAAGUCUCAUAACAUGUUGGAAGGUCUUGUGAUAGACGUUUGGAACGAGCCGGAUAUUGAUAUCUUCUGGGAUCGCUCGUGGCCUCAGUUUCUGGAGUAUUACAAUCGGGCGACAGAGCUACUUCGAAAAGCACUUCCAGGAACCCUUCUCAGCGGCCCAGCCAUGGCACAUUCUCCCAUUCUGUCCGAUGAUAAAUGGCAUACCUGGUUACAGUCAGUAGCGGGCAACAAGACAGUCCCUGAUCAUUUCUCUUGGCAUCAGAUUGGUGCUUGGGAACGUGAGCCCGAUACCACAAUCCCCGACUUUACUACCUUGCGGGCGCAAUACGGUGUUCCUGAAAAGCCAAUUGAUGUCAAUGAGUAUGCAGCAGUCGACGAGCAAAAUCCAGGCAACUCAGUCUACUACCUUUCUCAACUAGAGCGCCACGACAUCCGAGGUCUGCGCGCGAACUGGGGUAGUGGAUCCAAUCUGCACAACUGGAUGGGCAAUUUGGUCUACAGCACGACCGGGACGUCAGAGGGCACCUACUAUCCCAAUGGCGAGUGGCAGGUAUACAAGUACUAUGCUGCCAUGGUAGGAAAGAGACUCUUGACGAAAGCUUCGCCGGAUUUGAAGUUUGAUGUCUUUGCCACCAAGGAAGGUCAUAAAAUCAAGAUUCUAGCCGGCACCAGAACCGUUCAAGCAAAGUAUAGCAUCAAAGUCAGCGGCCUGGAAGCAGUAGGACUCCCCAAGAAGGGCACGGCAAAGGUCCGAACUUAUCGAUUCGACUGGGCCGGGCCGAAUGGAAAGGCUGAUGGUCCUCUUGAUCUGGGGGAGCAGAAGUAUACUUAUUCGUCCAAUACGCUGAUAAUUUCUGUCAGCCCGCCUCCAAAUGCUACAGCCUUCGCUUACGAGUUUUCGAUUUAA